Alnus glutinosa is the source of this 1476-nucleotide messenger RNA. Its product is annotated as nuclear transcription factor Y subunit B-like. Gene Ontology annotation, molecular function: RNA polymerase II cis-regulatory region sequence-specific DNA binding; DNA-binding transcription activator activity, RNA polymerase II-specific; protein heterodimerization activity. The transcript is spliced from 5 exons. Gene Ontology annotation, cellular component: CCAAT-binding factor complex; nucleus. NCBI's taxonomy places the organism in Eukaryota, Viridiplantae, Streptophyta, Magnoliopsida, Fagales, Betulaceae. The record is from RefSeq and is a predicted model, not a curated record. Gene Ontology annotation, biological process: regulation of transcription by RNA polymerase II. Bases 208 to 636 code for a protein of 142 amino acids.
UUAAAAUAUUCAAGAAAUCCACCACAAAGCCAAAGAAAGCCCCUCCCCCAAAAGAACAAAAACCAACGGUGCUGAUACACCUCGUUCUCUCAUCUCAGUCGUCUCCUUUCUCCUCUCUUCUCCAGCGUCCGAUCCCCCCUCCAUUCCCAACCGAUCUAAAGCCCCUCAAUCUCUCGCGCCCAAAUACAAAUUCGGGUUUUGGCGAGGAUGGCCGAAGCUCCGGCGAGUCCAAACGGAGGGAGCCUCGAGAGCGGCGAGCAGAGCCCCCGCUCGAACGUUCGCGAGCAGGACCGGUUCCUCCCGAUCGCGAAUAUCAGCCGGAUUAUGAAGAAGGCGCUCCCUGCGAACGGGAAGAUCGCGAAGGACGCCAAGGAGACCGUGCAAGAGUGCGUCUCUGAGUUCAUAAGCUUCAUAACCAGCGAGGCUAGUGACAAGUGUCAGAGAGAGAAGAGGAAGACUAUUAAUGGGGAUGAUUUGCUUUGGGCUAUGGCUACUUUAGGGUUUGAAGACUACAUCGAUCCGCUCAAGAUUUACCUGGCCAGAUACAGGGAGGUAAUUUUAAAUCUUACCUCUCUCUCUGCUUGUUUGCUGAGAAAACGGGAAAAAUGGAAAGUAAGAAAAGAAAAUUUGGUUUGAUGUUUGUGUUGUUGCCUAUUCUUUCCCUGGCCCCAAACAAUGAAAUGCCUAUCCUAAAUCAUCUUUCAGUUUCUCGGUUGUUUGGACAUUUGAUUUGUGAUGUAAAUUCUUCUUGUUUGAUUUGAUACUUUUGAGUAUCUGUAUAAGUUUUGACUGACAGUGUAUUUUUCGUUUCCUUGUUUUCUGGUUUUAUUGGGCUGCUGCAGAUCGAGGUAUGUUAAGUUUAUCUCUUCCAUUGACGUGGCUGGUUAUUAAAAUUUCUUAAUUUUGAUGUUUUUGGUUUAUUGUUCUCAUUCUCAUAAGCGUCUCUUAAUUUUAAAUGUUGGAUUUGCAAAUCAUGGUAUUUGAUAGGGUGACACCAAGGGGUCAGCCAAGGGUGGAGAUGCAUCUACUAAGAAAGAUGUUCAACCAAGUCCAAAUGCCCAGAUUGGUCAUCAAGGUUCUUUCUCGCAAGGUAUUAAUUACCCAACUUCUCAGUCUCAGGCCCAGCAUCUUAUGGUUCCAAUGCAAGGCACGGAGUAGACAUCUGCUCAUCUUCAACUGAUUCCAAAAUUUGGCAUCUGAUCGAGGAAUAUCUUGUUUAGUGCCCACAAGAAAUAUUUAUCAAAAAUUCCUCUUCUUCUUAUGUGAACAGUGACAUUUUAGGGUCAUUUUGGCACUUGUCUUGUUUCCAGAUGUAUUUCAGGUGAAGGUUGUAUAUUUAUGGGAAUCUUUGGGAGUAUAAUGACUAUUUGAAGAAGGUAUUGUAAAUUUUGGGUCCCGUGAUUUGUUGACAUGGUGUUUUAGCAAGAUAUUUCUGACCCUUAAAAGUUUCUGAAAUUGCCAUUGCAUUGAUCCGAA